AUGUCACACAGGCCUUCAGUGUUUUUCCCUGGCAAGGUCCAAGUUAUCUUUCGGAGAGGCGUGUUAGGUUACCUUCUACAAGUCCCCUCUGAUGCCGCCAAGAAGAUCAAAGACAACCCUUCUAUGCAGGACAAGUCUGCUCCUCUGAAGGAAGAGGUUGUCAGGAAGAAUGCCAUCAGCAUUGUCUUACAAAGAGGGGGGGAUGUGUCAGAUAAAGCUGAGGUGUUGGGGGAGUACAUACUACAGUUUGGGAAGUACAGAGGCAAGUCCUUCAGGUGGCUGCUGGAAAAUGAUGUUGGAUACACUAUGUACCUCAUCAAAAAUUCGGAAAAAGAGAAAGAGGCAGGCCAUUUCGGUACAGAGGGGAGCAGCAAAAUCAGUUUGCAGUCCUUUUUGGAAUAUGCCAUGAGCUUCAAAGAUAUUGAGGAGCUUUCAAAGUUUGAGUCUCACAAAACGAAUUCUCCUGCUGUGACCUCAGAUUGUGACACUCUGGUUGGCUUUGGUAAUCGGGCCAAAAGUACAUGGGGAGAAAUAUGGGAGAGCAGAGCUGAUGGGUACACUUUCUUCAUUAUGUCAAGGAAAUGUGGUACAGGUUCAAAAAUGCACAAACUGCAGCAGUACCUGCUAAUGAAAAAAGAGUCAUUGCCAUCAACCGUUACAUCACCAGCCUCUACUGCAACUCCUUACUCCCAAGAUUCACCAGCAUCAGCAGCUGUAGGAGCACCAUCUGUGUCUACUGGCAGAGGACAUGUUCAUGACAACAUGUCCAUCAAAACCUCCAUCUCCAUGAGGCACCAACACACCCUGCACGUCAGCCUGUGCCACCAGCAUCAACACGCCCUGCAUCUCAGCCUGUGCCACCAGCAUCAACACGCCCUGCAUCUCAGCCUGUGCCACCAGCAUCAACACGCCCUGCAUCUCAGUCUGUGA
This is a messenger RNA of Esox lucius (northern pike), 930 nucleotides long. RefSeq lists its product as uncharacterized. The record is from RefSeq and is a predicted model, not a curated record. Bases 1 to 930 code for a protein of 309 amino acids. The transcript has 4 exons. NCBI's taxonomy places the organism in Eukaryota, Metazoa, Chordata, Actinopteri, Esociformes, Esocidae.